AUGCGAGGAGCGUGCAAGGAGCACGGCCGGUCCGCUCUGCGGUCGACGGGACACUCGCAGCUCCGACAGUUCUUCGUGGCGACCGAUCAAGCCGUCGCCAGGGUGACACAUGCGGUCGGCGCCGGGCUGAGGCGCUACCUGUCGGACAUCUCGCUGGCGCUGGCAUACCGCAGCGCGCUGCGCGCCGAGGAGGACCUGGGCGCCGGCGCGACGUGGGAGCUGGUGCUGCGUGCCGGGGGCGGCACUGCGGCGGCGGCGGGGGCGGACCAGGUGCGGCGCCUCGCGCUGGCCCUCGAGCACGUGACCGCCGCCGGCGACCUGCUGCGCGCCGCCCCCGCGGCCGGCCUGCCCGACCCGCAUCUGCUCCCGCAGCAGAUCUCGAGGGAGCUGGCGCAGCUGCGUCGCGAGCAGAGCGUGGCCAUCGCCGUGCUGGUGCUGGUGGUCGGCAUCUCGCCCGUCAUCGUCAUCCUCGUCACCAGCGUCACCAGGACCAUCCAGGCGUUCGCGCGGUCGCUGAUGCUGCAGACUCUGGAGCUGCAAAAGGAGAAGCGAAAGAGCGACCGCCUUCUCAACGAGAUGCUGCCGCCGGAGGUGAUACAGCAUCUUCGGGAGCAGAGAAAAGUGCCCGCGGAGAGCUUCCAGAGCGUGACGGUGUUCUUCAGCGACAUCGUGGGCUUCACCGGCCUGGCGGCCUCCAGCUCGCCCAUGCAGGUGGUCGGCCUGCUCAACUCGCUCUACCGCCUCUUCGACUCGCUCAUCCAGAAGCACGACGUCUACAAGGUCGAGACCAUCGGCGACUCGUACAUGGUGGCGUCCGGCCUGCCGCGGCGGAACGGUAACCGCCACGCCGGCGAGAUAGCCACCAUGUCGCUGGGGCUGCUGCAAGGCGUGCAGCAGUUCAAGGUGCCGCACCGCCCCGACGAGCACCUGCGGAUCAGGGUCGGCGUGCACACGGGUCCCUGCGUGGCCGGCGUGGUGGGCACCACCAUGCCGCGCUACUGCCUCUUCGGCGACACCGUCAACACGGCCUCGCGCAUGGAGUCCACGGGCUGCGCUAUGCGUAUCCACAUCAGCGAAGACACUAAGUACUGUCUUGACCAACUCGGAGGUUACAUCACCGUCCCACGAGGCGACACCACAGUUAAAGGAAAGGGCUCGAUGAACACCUACUGGCUGAACGGCAAGAACAGCAUCGUCCGGUGCUCCUUCGACCUGGCAUGCAUCACCGACACCGAACCAGAGUUCAUUAAAACCAUGGCUUUUGAUUAA
Molecule: messenger RNA, 1269 nt
Organism: Bacillus rossius redtenbacheri
Lineage: Eukaryota; Metazoa; Arthropoda; Insecta; Phasmatodea; Bacillidae
Product: guanylate cyclase D-like
Exons: 9
Coding region: 1-1269 (422 amino acids)
Biological process (GO): receptor guanylyl cyclase signaling pathway; intracellular signal transduction; cGMP biosynthetic process
Cellular component (GO): plasma membrane
Molecular function (GO): adenylate cyclase activity; peptide receptor activity; guanylate cyclase activity
Source: RefSeq, a predicted model, not a curated record